GUGCCGUGACUGCGGUGCGCACAUGCGCCUUGCGGGAGAGUGUCGAGUCGCGGCCGAUCUGUGCCAGGGACCGGAUAGGAAGAGGGGGAGAUACAAUGUCACUGCAGAGGUGCCAAGCUGAAUGGGAAGAAAUCGACCAAGAGUACCGGCAGUUACAGGAAACUCACAAAGUUUACAGACACAAACUAGAUGAACUCACCAACCUCCAGUCGCUCUGCAGCAACUCUGUUAGCAAGCAGAGGAAAAGUCUGAGGGAGUUGGAGUACAAUCUCCGCAGAUGUUUGAAAACGAGUGACCCAAAGGAGUCUGAGCAGAUAAAAGCCAUACAGACACAAAUCAAAGAGAAGCGACAUGUCUUCUUUGAUAUGGAAGCAUAUUUGCCAAAGAAAAAUGGGUUGUACUUAAACUUGGUCCUGGGCAAUGUGAAUGUAACUUUACUUAGCAACCAAGCAAAAUUUGCCUACAAAGAUGAGUAUGAGAAGUUCAAGCUCUACAUGACCAUCAUCCUUUUGCUUGGAGCCAUAUCCUCCAGGUUUAUACUCAAUUAUCGGGUUACUGAUGAAAUAUUCAACUUCCUGCUCGUCUGGUACUAUUGCACUCUGACGAUCCGGGAGAGUAUUUUAAUAAACAAUGGGUCCAGAAUAAAAGGUUGGUGGGUAUCCCAUCAUUACGUUUCGACGUUCCUGUCAGGUGUGAUGCUGACCUGGCCGGAUGGGGUGGUUUAUCAAAUGUUCCGGAAUCAGUUUCUCGACUUCUCUAUCUAUCAGAGUUUUGUACAGUUUCUGCAGUAUUACUACCAAAGUGGCUGCCUGUAUAGACUACGGGCUUUGGGGGAGCGGAACCAGCUGGACCUGACCGUAGAGGGCUUUCAGUCCUGGAUGUGGAGGGGACUCACUUUCCUCCUGCCCUUCCUCUUCUUCGGCCAUUUCUGGCAGCUCUACAAUGCUGUCUCUCUCUUUGAGCUGGCCAGUCACAAAGACUGCAAGGAGUGGCAGGUACCGAUGCUGGCGCUGACUUUUCUCGUCCUUUUCCUCGGGAACUUUCUGACUACGCUGAAAGUCGUCCAUCAGAAAUUCCAGAAGAAUAAAGGGAAACUGGGGAAGAAUGAGUGAAGCCUGGCUUCACCGAAGGGGCGGUCAUGUGACAAAUGGAGCAGCGUGGAUUGGUUUAAAAAAAUAAUCAUUUUAAGGAGAGGCAGCAGAGAGUGUGUGGGGUCCUUUUCUGGUGCUGUUCAACCGAUAGCCAAGGGAGAGCGCGGAAACAAACACCCGCACACUGCAGUUACGCCGUAGGAAGGGCUGGCUUCUCUUCACGGUUAUUUUUUUAAAUUAUUUGUAUCUCUUCUCUGUUGAUGGCAAGUUGGCUCUUGUUAAUUCAUGUGCACGCACAAGGCCAUAUGGAUCAUAUUGUUGCUGUGUAAGAGUGUGAGUGUGUGUGUGUGUGACAGGAAGGAUGUAUUUUUUUUUUUUGGAAUUAUACAUCCUCAAAGCAUUUGGAUGUGUGACUGAAGACAGAUGUCUGUGCUGUCACAGUGGAGAAUGGCUCUUGGGUGAAUGGUAUGAACAUGUAAGUAGCCGUUCAUUCACCUGCGGCUGCUCUUUGUCCACCAUUUAAAUGGUGAUUUUUGCUGCUCUGGAACUGACAGGACUUUUGCCAGGUUUGGUCCAUAUGCUUAUUUUAUCUGUGUAAUAUGUCACCGGUAGUUAUUUUCUACUCGCACUUAUUCUUAGAUUUGUGGGGUUUUUUUUGUGAUGACAUUUUGGUCAGUAACAUCAGAGAAAGUGAAACUGCUGUCUGCCAUUUUUGGGAUGCGGCCAAUAUGUUAGUAGGUAUUGGGCAAACGGUGUUUAAUAAGGUUGGUUCCUGUUUGACCUUCAUAUGGAGCUGGAUGUUGAAACGGUACAAAAAUGGACUGGCAGUUUGGCUUGAAAUUUUUUUUUUGUUUUGUCUCUCUCUCUCUCUCUCGCUUUACCACCAUGGUGCCCAGUGUCUUGGGUUACAGUUCAGGAUGUUCCCAGCCAAGGGGACCUGGCGCAGAUCAGAGGUUAGAGAGAGCAGCCGCGUCCAUCAUUGCCGUCAUAAGUAACAUUUUGUUCUCAGCUCCUGCUGCAGUUUGGUGCUGCUGCUUAUCUGGGAUUUAAAGGAGACGGUUGUUCCCGGGUCUGUGGAUUCGAUCAUGCACAACCAACCAGACGUACAUGCAGUAUUAAGGCUGAUUUUAUCCCCCUGAGGAGAAUCUUCACCGUUCGGUAGCUGAGUACUGUACGCCGUAACCCGACACCUGCACUGACAUUUCGGGAGGUGUGCAUCUUGCUGCGGAGUUGGGUAUGCAGCUGGGGCACAGAGUCGGCGCUGAAAUAUAAAUCAGCCUUUACAUGGUUAUCAUGUCCUUAUUGACAGAAAUGCACAAUGACUCGAUACCAGAGUUUGUUUGUUUUUUCGUAUGUAACGGACUCCUAAUGAAUUAGGGAGGAUGCAUAGCCCAUAUGGGAUGAGAUUGCUGUGCGAUGAACUUCCCAGUUUAACCUGAUGGGAGGCAGUAGAAUAACCAGGCAAAAUCCCAUCAGUCUCCAGCUGUAGAAAAUUCCCUGGAGUCAGAGUUUGGGUGAUAUUCAACCACUGACUGCUAUUUGGGGGGAAAUGUAUGCAUGAUAUUAUUUUUUAUUUUUUGUUUUAAACAUUGGCUUGUAUGUAACCUGUUCCUAACUGCAUUGAACACCAAGCCCCAUAAAUACCCUCCCUUGCAGCUCUGAGUGACCUAUUACAUGUUAGGUUGAAUUUGAAAGCUCCUGGAUUGAACGCUGUUUAGACCUUCAUCUGUCUGAGCAUAAUUUCUGUAACACCAUGUAAUAGCAUGGCGAUACCGAAUAAAUGUAGGGCUUUUAAUUGCCCUGUGUGAUUUACCAACACGUGAGAAAUAAAACGUUGCUGAAA
Brienomyrus brachyistius is the source of this 2934-nucleotide messenger RNA. It is a transcript of the gene tmem120b, whose product is annotated as transmembrane protein 120B. Gene Ontology annotation, biological process: fat cell differentiation. The record is from RefSeq and is a predicted model, not a curated record. Lineage: Eukaryota; Metazoa; Chordata; Actinopteri; Osteoglossiformes; Mormyridae. The transcript is spliced from 12 exons. The coding region runs from base 96 to 1112 and encodes 338 amino acids. Gene Ontology annotation, cellular component: membrane.